AUGGCAAACUAUGCCACCCUUUUAAUCCUUUUAUUUAUUGCCUUGUCGAUGGCAACAAUUGGGCAUUGCAGUUGGAUCAGCGGUGGUGCUCCUCCCCCAGCUAGUGUAGGAGAAGUGGACCUAGGAUUCGCCGAUGAAUUAACAGAUGAACUCACCCCUGGUCCAAACGGCGAGCCCACCAAAGAGAAAGGUGGAGCCGCCUCUGGACCAGGACCAGCUGGCGAUUUCAUGAUCCAGGGAAAAAGAUCAAUCUGGGAGGGGUUUGGCGGUGUCGGGGGUGACUUUAUCAACCAAGGAAAAGCAAGCGUAACCCCUGACUCCGCUGAGACGUUUAUCGUCCAAGGUAAAAUUUACUGUGACCCAUGCCGCAUCCAAUUUCCAACCAAAAUCAGUUUCCCGUUGCGAGAUGUCAAAGUCGUCCUUGCUUGUCACAAAGAGAAUAGCGCUGAGGAAACUUAUAGGGUUGAAGGAAUGAGUGAUGAGAAUGGAAACUAUAAACUCAAGGCGGUUGGUGACCAUGCAGAGGAGAUUUGUGAAAUUAGUGUCACUGAAAGCCCAGAAAUUAAUUGUCCCGACCUUAUGGAUGAUGAGAACCAUGUUAGGGUUUCUUUGACCACCAAACAUGGAAUCAAAGGCAGAGCUCGGUUUGCUAACCCACUCGGGUUCAUGGCUGAAGUUGCCGAUCCACGUUGCAAGGGGGUUCUCGACGAGCUUGGUUUUACUGGAAUAUAA
Molecule: messenger RNA, 732 nt
Organism: Lactuca virosa
Lineage: Eukaryota; Viridiplantae; Streptophyta; Magnoliopsida; Asterales; Asteraceae
Source: the annotation of a GenBank genome assembly